This is a messenger RNA of Aspergillus versicolor CBS 583.65, 2676 nucleotides long. RefSeq names its product putative C6 transcription factor (War1). Gene Ontology annotation, biological process: regulation of DNA-templated transcription; DNA-templated transcription. The record is from RefSeq and is a predicted model, not a curated record. The coding region runs from base 1 to 2676 and encodes 891 amino acids. Gene Ontology annotation, molecular function: zinc ion binding; transcription cis-regulatory region binding; DNA-binding transcription factor activity, RNA polymerase II-specific. The transcript has 3 exons. NCBI's taxonomy places the organism in Eukaryota, Fungi, Ascomycota, Eurotiomycetes, Eurotiales, Aspergillaceae. Gene Ontology annotation, cellular component: nucleus.
AUGGCGCCACGUGCUGAUGCACCUGUUCUUCCGCAUAUAGACACAGAAUACCCCGAGCCUCCGUCCCAGUCGGCAUCGUCACGGCCGCGCCUCCCCGCGUCCAUCCUGGACCCUUAUACCCAGCCUGGACAAUCGGCGUACCCUGGCGAAUCGUCUUCGGAAUACCGUGUCUUCCGUGGCUCCCCGCACCAUGACAUCGACCCUAACGAUCCGAAUGCUGACGCGAAAAGACCACGGGCUUGUGAAUCCUGCCGCCAGCUGAAGGUCCGCUGCGAACCAGACCUUGUCAACCCGGAUGAGCCGUGUAAACGGUGCGCAAAGGCUGGAAGGUCGUGUGUUGUCACGGUGCCGAGUCGAAAACGACAGAAGAAGACGGAUAGCCGGGUUUCAGAGCUAGAGCGCAAGAUCGACGUCUUAACGGCGACCUUACAUGCGUCGCAGAAGGUUGAUUCGCUCUUGCCGUCAAACAGCAGUAACCAGUCGUCGUCACUAAGGGACGAACCCGUGGGCCGGCGAUGGUUGGUUCCAGGGCAGAAUAACUCGGACCGCUCUAUACCAUCGAGACCAGGUCCAUCAGGGAAUAAGCGGCAUUAUGGCGGGGAAGUUAAAGAUUCGCGGGAUACGGCCCCUCUCUCAACACCGUCGCAGACUAGCAACCCCAGCCCAGCUGCGGGGAGUAUUGAGGCUGCGGGACGGCAUUGGCCUGCGCCAUGGUCUACUCCGAAACCUGCCACCAGGGAAGUCUCGAACGGCCCUGAUAUCAUUGACAGAGGAUUGGUUAGCCCCGGUGUCGCCUCGGAUUCAUACGCGCGCUAUGUCGAUUCGAUGUGCCAUCAUAUACCUAUGGUGGUGUUCCCACCUGGCACGCCCAUGAGCGAAGUCCGGAAACAUAGGCCAGUCCUGUUUCAUGCCAUUAUUGCCAUUUCGGUUGGGCCGUUUGAGCCGAGUGCACAGAACACGCUUCUCGUGGAGCUGUACAGGACGAUAGGGGAGCGGGUUAUUGUUAAGGGCGAGAAGUCACUUGAUAUUGUGCAGGCGCUCCUUGUAGCGUGUGCAUUUUACACGCCGCCGGAGAAUUUUGAAGAAAUUAAGUUCUAUCAACUGGCGCAGCUGGCUGUGGCCGUGGGGAUGGACGUAGGGAUGUAUCGGAAAGCACCAGGAAAGGGAAAGCCCUUCAACUUCAUUCGUGAUUUUGUGAAGAAUGCCCCGGUUACAGAUCCCGACUCGCCAGAGAUAAGACGGGCUUGGCUUGGGUGUUAUUUUAUAUCUGUCCAGACAUCGAGCGCUCUGAGGAGACCGAUUCUGGUUCGAUGGCUUCCUUAUAUGGACGAGUGCAUUGAGGUUCUGGAGAACUCUCCUGAUGCGCUACCUUCAGAUAAAAAGAUCAUACACUGGACUAAGUUGGCGCGGAUCAUCGAGGAAAUCAGUUCGCGGUUUUUCGCCGAUGAUCUGGGGGGUCCCUCAUUUUCCGAAACCAAGUUCCAAUUCACCCUAAAAGCGUUCGAGAAGCAGCUAGAGCACUGGAAAGAUGAAGCCUCCCAGAACAAUAACUCUGCUAUAAUGACCCAAGCGCAAGCCAUCGUUAACAUUUAUCUUCACGAAAAUGCCAUGAUUUUGGACAACUUGAGUGAGGAGAGCAAGACGGCAGACAUCGACAUCUCGAAUCCCGCAGCAGCAGCCCGCAUAAACGCGUUGAGCUCCACUCUAGCAUCUAUCCAUCUGGCGAUUGAUACAAUUUGCUCUAUUCCCCCGAGAGACUUGAUCAGUGUCCCUACUGUCGCUCUCGCACGGACGGCUUUUGCAAUUGUUGCUUUGAUCAAACUCUACUCUAUCGUGACGGCACCUGACUCGUUUAUCGGGCAAGUGAUUGAGCCUCAAGCUCUGAAGGUGGAAGCAUACCUGGAUAAGGUGAUUGCCCACUAUACCGCUGCAGGGUCUCUCGCUGGGGGUGUUACACCUGGCAAGUUUUCAACCGUCAUGUCCAUGCUGCGGGAGUGGUUCAAAUCACGCAAAGACCAGCAUGGAGACUUGAAACAGGCCCUUCAAGUUCCACCGGGAAAUGCCCCAGCAUCUGAAACUGACAGGAAUAGGGUAAUGCCAUUUAUACCCCAUACUGCAUUUGCCUUCUCUAACGAAUUGUCACAGAACACUACCUCUCAAGGAAAUACUCCUCAAGGGAACACCCCCCUCCACCUCCUCAGCGAAGUCGCCUCCGGAGAGAAAGCCCAAUCCCCAAACCAGCAACAAAAAUACCAGCAAACCUACGCACAAUCCAGGGCUGGCUACCCUCUCUCCCAAUCAUCCCCAGACACAAUGGCGCAAGCGCCCGUUCUCCCGCCAUGCAUAAGCCCGUCCCAACUGCCCUCUCAACUCCAUACAAACACCACAUCCGCUCCCGACUCCUGGGGCCCCUACGACUCACAACGCCAAUUCUACCCAGCACAAACACCCUUCGACCCAACCACAACCGCAAGUCCCGGCCAACAACCCACAGCCUCAGGAUACCCCGACUUCUCCGUCUCCGGGAGCAACACGUUAAUGAUGCCGCCAUCUGCCUCGAUGGGCAUGUUUGCGCCUGAGCUAGGUCUUGGUCUUGACGAGCAGUUCUGGAGUACCAUGGGCCAUAUCACGGGGGAUAUGAUGUUUUUUCCGCCGCAGGGUAGCUGGCCUUUUUAA